AUGCCUGCACACCCUCCAGAUUUCACUCCUCAAAGGUCGUCUAGUCCACGCAUGGUGGAUAGGACAUAUCCUACAUCAUUUCCUGCGCCAAAUCCUAACACAACCACCCAACAAGCAGCCCAUGAGAGCAAUCCUAUAUCUACCCCAAUUAUGGAAGGUGGUAAGAAAAUUUUAGAAGAGCAAGGUAGUAGAAGAAGACUGGAAUUUCUAAAAGAAAGACUGCGUGUCAUUGAAGGUGCAGACAUGUACGGGAGUGUCGACACAACACAACUAUGUUUGAUAUCAGAUGUGGUGAUCCCUUCCAAAUUCAAGACUCCAGAUUUUGAGAAAUACAAUGGAACCACAUGUCCAAAAAGUCACCUAGUUAUGUAUUGUCGGAAAAUGUCAGCUUAUGCUCAUAAUGAUAAAUUGUUGAUUCAUUACUUCCAAGACAGCUUAGUCGGCCCGACUUCUGGCUGGUACAUGCAAUUCGAUGGUUCACAAGUGCAUAGGUGGAAGGAUCUUGCUGAUUCUUUUUUAAAACAAUAUAAGUACAACAUUGAUAUGGUGCCCGAUCGUCUGGAUCUUCAGAGAAUGGAAAAAAAGAAUGUUGAAACUUUUAAGGAAUAUGCACAGCGAUGGAGAGAGUUAGCUGCACAAGUGCAACCUCCCCUAACCGACAAAGAAUUGACGGUAAUGUUCAUAAACACUCUUCGGGUCCCAUACUAUGAUAGAGUGGUUGGAAGUGCUUCAACUAAUUUCUCAGACGUCAUAACCAUUGGGGAGAGGAUUGAAUUUGGAGUGAAGAAUGGAAGGAUUUCUGAUCCCGCUUCAGAGACAAGAAGAAUGAUGACCCCAAAGAAAACAGAAGGAGAAGUACGCGAGUUGAGUUCGACUCAAAGAGUAGCAACACGUGUAUCCUCACCAAUGGUGGGGCAGACAAAUUUCUCUCCUGGUUAUCAGAAUGGAGGUCAAAGCCCAUUUGGUCAGUCGACUCAGAGAAACAUAAGGAACAAUUGGAAGCAAACCCGUUUUGAUCCUAUACCUAUGUCGUACACAGAACUUUUGCCUCAACUUUUAAAGAGCCAUCAAGUGGCUAUUGUACCACAAGAGCCUCUGCAACCACCAUAUCCUAAGUGGUAUGACCCCAACGCAAAAUGUGAAUAUCAUGCUGGGGCAGUUGGGCAUUCUAUGGAGAACUUUUUUCCUUUGAAAGCUAAAGUACAAAGUCUAGUUAAAGCCGGCUGGUUGAAAUUCAAGAAGACAGGGGAAGAGCCUGAUGUCAACCAGAACCCUUUACCAAAUCAUGAGGGUCCUGCCAUAAAUGCGAUUGACACGUUCACGCAAAGACAUAAGAAUAGAGUGAGCGACGUAACUGCUUCAAUGAAACCGUUUUUCUAA
This is a messenger RNA of Cucumis melo (muskmelon), 1380 nucleotides long. RefSeq lists its product as uncharacterized. The transcript has a single exon. NCBI's taxonomy places the organism in Eukaryota, Viridiplantae, Streptophyta, Magnoliopsida, Cucurbitales, Cucurbitaceae. Bases 1 to 1380 code for a protein of 459 amino acids. The record is from RefSeq and is a predicted model, not a curated record.